AUGAGAGAACUGGACCUCUGUGCAGAUCAGGAGCUUCAAGUGUAUCCUGGAUCACCGGAUCACCACCCAGGAGCUGUUCCUGACCUUUUUGGAGGCCCUACUGGAUUUAGAAUCCAGGCCUGUGUUGAACAAGACAAGCUGGGUCAAGCCUUUGAAGAUGCUUUUGAGGUCCUGAGGCAACAUUCAACCGGAGAUCUUCCGUACUCUCCAGAUUACAAAAAUUACCUGGCGUUCAUCAACCACUGCUCUCAUAUCAGAGGGAAUUCCAACUGCUAUGGUAUGCUGCCUGCAGAGGAACCUGUCUAUAAUUGGAGAACAGUAAUAAACAGUGCUGCGGACCUCUAUUUUGAAGGAAAUAUUCAUCAAUCUCUGCCAAACAUCCCUGAAAACCAGCUGGUACAACCUGCUGUUCUCCAUCAAAAGGGAGGAAAAGGCAGGAAGAAGCUUCGACUGUUCGAAUACCUUCAUGAAUCCCUGUGUAAUCCUGAGAUGGCAUCUUGUAUUCAGUGGGUAGAUAAAACCAAAGGCAUCUUUCAGUUUAUGUCAAAAAACAAAGAAAAACUUGCCCAACUUUGGGGGAAAAGAAAAGGUAACCGGAAGACCAUGACUUACCAGAAAAUGGCCAGAGCACUGAGGAAUUAUGGAAGAACUGGGGAAAUCACGAAAAUCCGGAGAAAACUAACUUACCAGUUCAGUGAAGCUAUUCUCCAAAGACUCUCGCCAUCUUAUUUCUUAGAAAAAGAGAUCUUCUACUCACCAUAUGUUCAGCCAGAGCAAGGGUUUCUCAGCCUCAGUAACUGGAAUGCAAAUUAUAAUUGUACAUAUGCUGAUUACCAUGAGUUAAGCCACCCUGACUGCUAA
Messenger RNA from Puma concolor (puma), 861 nucleotides. The record is from RefSeq and is a predicted model, not a curated record. NCBI's taxonomy places the organism in Eukaryota, Metazoa, Chordata, Mammalia, Carnivora, Felidae.